This is a messenger RNA of Trypanosoma rangeli, 492 nucleotides long. RefSeq lists its product as uncharacterized. NCBI's taxonomy places the organism in Eukaryota, Euglenozoa, Kinetoplastea, Trypanosomatida, Trypanosomatidae. The transcript has a single exon. The record is from RefSeq and is a predicted model, not a curated record. Bases 1 to 492 code for a protein of 163 amino acids.
AUGAGUUCGGGAUUUAGCGCCAGCAAUUUUUUGCGCUUGGCGACUGACACUGUCCGGCAUGACAUGCGGACAAUGCUGCACUGGGACCCAGUGUACAACAGGGUGCACUGCGCCAUGCGGGAUGCCUUCUUCCUCGUCAUCGACACCCCCAAAUUCUUCACGUACACGCACAGUUCGUAUGGGGCAAUGCGGCGGUACAUUCGUCAGGCCCGUAUUAACAAGGGUAAGGUGAAUCCAGAGGACUUCCGCGACGUAGACACCAAUGUCUUGCGGGAGUCGCUUAUCCGCUACGCUCAGUGGAAAGGACCAUUGCAGAAGAUUGAUUUUCGCUGGUUCUACUGGAUGUAUGCGCUUAUGAUUGCGUAUGUCUUGUGGCAGGGGCUUGUGCUUCAGAAAAUGCUGGACGAGAGGGUCGAGCGCUCUGGCAUGUCGUUGGAUGAACGUCGCCGAAUGUUUGACGAUGAGUACGAAGAGGAUGUGCGACCCCGCUAA